ACGUGGUUGCAGAUGGCCGCGUCCGCAGCCUGCCUAGAAAGGGUUUGCUCGCCGUAGGGUGUUGUGAAUCGUUUCCUGGCGACAUCUGCAGUCCCCAGCCAUGGCUGAAGGUGGCGCUGGUGGGAACCAGCCACCACGAGAACCUCCCCACAACCUUCAGGGCUUGUUGCAGAUGGCGGUUACGGCAGGAAAUGCUGAGCCUGCCCCACUGGAGCCCAUGUCUGAUGAGCGGAGGCAGUGGCUACAGGAAGCGAUGGUGGAGGCAUUUCGAGGGCAACUGGAUGAGAUAGAGCAGAUGAAGGAGUGUUUGCGGGUGCUGGAGGCAGCGACUCCCGGAACAGCAGCAACCCCCGGAAUGGAAGGCCAAGAGAGUUUGGAGGAGGCCCCUUCGGACCGGGUGAGCAGAGAGGAAGCGCUGGAUCUUCUGGCAGAGUUGUGUGAAAACUUGGAUAAUGCUGCAGAUUUCUGCAAACUGGAGGGCAUGCGGCUUCUGGCCCACCGCUACUUGGAGCAUGAGGAGGAGGAACUGCGUUGGCGAGCUGCCCACCUGGUAGGCACCUGUGCCCAAAAUGUGCCCAAGGUGCAGGAGCAGGCCUUAGCACUGGGCUGCAUGAGGAAACUCUUACGGCUACUGGACCACGAUACCAGCGAAGCUGUCCGGAUCAAAGCGCUCUUUGCGAUCUCCUGUCUGGUGAGAGCCCAGGAAGCUGGCCUGUUGCAAUUCCUGCGCCUGGAUGGGUUCUCGGUUCUCAUGCGAGCCAUGCAAAGCAACGUGCAGAAGCUGAAAGUGAAAUCUGCCUUCCUGCUGCAGAACCUUCUUGUAGAUCACCCGGAACAGAAAGAAACUCUGUGUUCCAUGGGAAUGGUCCAGCAGCUGGUGGCCCUGAUUCGGUCUGAACACAGCACUUUCCACGAGCAUGUCUUGGGAGCCUUGUGCAGCCUGGUGACAGAUUUUCCCCAGGGAGUGCAAGAGUGUCAGCAGCCAGAAUUGGCACUUGAGGAGUUGUUAAAGGAGCGGUGCCAGCAACUGAAGGAGCAGGAAGAGUUCCAGGAGGAGCUGGAUUUCUGUGAGACUUUGCUGCGCCUUUGCUUCCACGGCCAACCUGAUGAAAACAACAUGGACCGGUAACUUGGCUUCCCAGACCCCAGUGACACUCUUGGAAGUUCUUGCUUAUACUUGGAGCUGUGUCAUUUGGAAACACUUUAUGGAAACGCCCGUGUUUAUCCUCCGUUCACUGACGACAGGCUGGAGAAACAGAAGAUGUCUCUGUAACGAGAGAGAUGGCUUGUUAGCCUAACGAUGGGCAGGAAGGCACUUUCAUAAGUUGUCGCUGUGUAACUUCCUCUUCCUCAUCCUGCAAAACUCUUCUUCUGCCGCUGUCCUGCUGCCCUCUUAGCCACACCCGCCCAGUUCACAAACAGGUAGCUGAACCGCCAUAGUUGGGGAAGCGGUUCCGAAAUGCCCCAUGUUUAAUUGGCAAAUUCCUACAGAUGAGUAUCUUGUUUAUCAAAGAGGAGAUAUUUUUAAGGUGUGUUGGGAGGCUUGUGUGCCUUUAUUUCCUUUUUCUGAAAUUGCUGUUGCUAAAGCAGAUGGGAAUUGACUGCUCCACUGAGAAAGCGCGAGGAACUGCAGCUUCAAGGCCCAGAGCGCUUGAAGGAGCCUCACUCCAAAGUGGCAGGGGGGGCUUCAGAGAGCGUCGGCGUGAAGGACCCAGAUCUACACUUGCGGCUGCCAGUUCCAGAGAGACAACAGGGGACUGAGUCUGCUCUUCACUGUGGGAGGGGAAUGGAUUGGGGAACGGCUGAACAGAAGUGGUGUCUGUUUGGUCCCUUAGUGGCUUCUCCUGAGUGUAUUCCAGCAGCCUCCGCCGUUCCCACCUCGGUGUUCUGCUAUUGCUAUGUUUGCUUACUUUUUUUGAAAAAAACAAGUUUCUGGUUUAGGUGAGAA
Molecule: messenger RNA, 1948 nt
Organism: Eublepharis macularius
Lineage: Eukaryota; Metazoa; Chordata; Lepidosauria; Squamata; Eublepharidae
Gene: HSPBP1
Product: HSPA (Hsp70) binding protein 1
Exons: 8
Coding region: 101-1129 (342 amino acids)
Molecular function (GO): protein binding
Source: RefSeq, a predicted model, not a curated record